Messenger RNA from Bombina bombina (fire-bellied toad), 444 nucleotides. Its product is annotated as phospholipase A2 homolog otoconin-22. NCBI's taxonomy places the organism in Eukaryota, Metazoa, Chordata, Amphibia, Anura, Bombinatoridae. The transcript has 4 exons. The coding region runs from base 1 to 444 and encodes 147 amino acids. Gene Ontology annotation, molecular function: calcium ion binding; phospholipid binding. Gene Ontology annotation, biological process: phospholipid metabolic process; arachidonate secretion; lipid catabolic process. The record is from RefSeq and is a predicted model, not a curated record.
AUGGCAAUACAUCUGCAAGUAGGACUGACUGUGACCUGCAUCAUAGCCCUAGUGAGCAGCACUCCAGUGCAGUUUGAUGAAAUGAUCAAGGUGACCACGAUCAUUUAUGGUUUGGCUAACUUCUCUGAUUAUGGCUGCCACUGUGGUCCCAACAUACAAGGAAUGCCCGUGGAUGCAAUUGACUGGUGCUGCCAUGAACAAGAUUGCUGCUAUAAUAAAGCUGAAAUGAGCGGCUGCAAUCCAGUUACCCAGUCUUACCGGUUUUACAUGGAAGAGGAAAAAAAGGUUAAAUGCUUGAAGUCUCGUGAUCGAUGUGAGAAAAUGAUUUGCGAGUGCGAUGAAAAGGCUGCUAACUGUUUCCGUAAAGAACUAGAGGAUUAUAAUGUGUAUUUCCGAAAUUUCUCUUCUCUUGGAGCUUGCCGAGGUCCCAGGCCUUUCUGUUAA